AGCAAACUAGUAGAGAUGAUGAGCAGAACUCACUCAAUGCCUGUAGCAACCUCAGCAAGGGUUCUAAGGAAACUGAGAGGGUCAGAGGGGGAGAUGUCGGUCAUGGAGCGGAACAAUAAUAUGUGGCUAGCUGAUAACAGACGGAACACCUUCUUUUUAGAGUUAUCUGGAGUAAAUUUUAACGACAUCACUGAAGAGACUUUGAAAAAAGGAAAAGUGUGGCUUAAAUUCUAUCAGAAAAAAGAAAAGAAAACUGCUGAGGUUCUUAAGAAAUUUGCUAAGGAAAAGCACUUGCUCUCAAAACGCCAACAAGUGCAGAUGGAGCGACUUUUGAAGGACAAUAAUAUUGAGAAGACAAACGAGUUAAAGAAAUUAACUCAGAACCAUACUAACAACCCGUGGGAGACAGAGGAAGAGUUUCAGCAGUUGAUAAGUGUAUUCGAUGAAAAGCAGGCUAAAUCAGUUGAAGUGUUAACUAUGCAUCACAAAUGUGAAACCUUGACGGUCGAGAAAAUCCACAAAUGCGAAAAAUUUGAACACGACCGCCAAGAGAGGAAGGAAAACCAUGAAUACUUUAAGAAAGUGAAGAAGGAUGCGCACGAAAUACAGAUUCGUGAAUAUGAGCAAUACCAGAGCAACGAAGUUAUUGAGCUGACCAAAAUGGUACAAGCUAAACAAGUUGAGAGGAUCCUCAAAUUCACAGCUGAGAUGAAAGAUGGAGAGGGGCUCACUGAACUGCAAGAGAAACUGGACAAGGAAGCUUUAACAAAAAGGAAACAGUUAGCAAACACACAAGAGAUAAGAAGAGAACAGCUGGUUGCAGAGCACAAAGAACAAAUGAAGAUCGUCGAUCAGAUGUAUCUCAAGCGAAUAAAAGAGUUUGAGUUGAACGCUCAGAGUGAGAUAGAGAUGUUAGAAAGACAGAUCGGUGAACUGGAGCAGCAGGCUCUGUACAAUUCAGCAGAUGUUAAAUCCGAGUGAACAAUGUUAGAAAAACAAUCAGUACCUGAUCUUUAUAACCAAUCAGACUAUAAGCGAGAGUAAAGAAAGUCACAGUUAUAAUAGUAGUAACCAUGGUAACUAG
Bolinopsis microptera is the source of this 1084-nucleotide messenger RNA. RefSeq names its product sodium channel and clathrin linker 1-like. Lineage: Eukaryota; Metazoa; Ctenophora; Tentaculata; Lobata; Bolinopsidae. Bases 16 to 981 code for a protein of 321 amino acids. The record is from RefSeq and is a predicted model, not a curated record. The transcript is spliced from 8 exons.